AUGCAAGAACAAGAUCAUAAUCAAGAUCUUAAUCAACAAUACUAUGAACAGGCGGAUCCUACAAACAUCAUCUGGAAGGCGCUCCAAGACCUCAAUCUCGGAGCUAACCGGUCUCCAUGGUCAGUUCACGAAGAUGCGCAGAGAGAAUUCGAAAAGGAUCAUCGCUUGUGUUUGGUUGCUCAAGGAUUAAACCCGCAACAUCAGAACGGACCGGGAAUCAAGGUCACUCUCCCUCGGACUUGGCAACUGGUAGGGAAAGUGGAGGGUCAAGUGAACGAUGACGAUUCAGUUAACUUCUACUUCACUUCUGAGCACCAUCUUCUCAACGUUUUGGAGAAACAGCCAUAUACCUACAGAGGGUUGAUUGUAGCUCUAGAUAGAUGGUCUCAUAUGGGUUCUCUGACUUAUCUCAGGCAAAUUCCGUUUAGGGUUCGUAUCUAUAAUCUCCCCAAUAUAUACCGCAGACAAGGAAUAGUUUACAGUAUCGGCUCAAGACUUGGUCAAGUGGGUGAUGUCUCUAUAAUAGAGCCGAGGAAUAACAGAGAAGCUAAAGUCUGGGUUAACAUCCUCUUUGAUGUCGACGAUGUCAUCACUCUCAAAAGGUCCAUUGAAAUUAUCAAGAAUAAGCCACCGGUGGAGCUUGAAUUCAGAUACAUGGGUCUUUUGAAGUUUUGUACUCUCUGUGGAAGCCUCAAGCAUGCUUUUGAUGUCUGCAAUGAAUCAGCUCACAUGAGUCAGCGACAGUAUGAGCUGAUGGAUAUUGGAACUAACCCUUAUAUGACGGCUCAGGAAAGGAAAGAAGCCAUUGAUGAAUAUAAAACAAUAAGAGAAGUGGGAGAAUCUUCAGGUUCAGUGCUUCCUAUGAUCACAGAUGCUGCCCACUAUGAAGCCUCUGAAGCAACUGUUGGUCAUCUGGUUCAAGUUCAAGGCAACCAAGCACAUCAAGGAACAGAGAGCACCCUUACUUCACAGGAGGAUCUACCUACUAGUCAAGAAGAUCAUGGAACCAAGAGGAAAUCUAUGGAAGGAGCAGAAGAUACAGCACAAGAUUCAGCAAAGAGACUUGAGACAGAGCAUCCGAACAAUGGUUUGGCGGUUCUCCUCAAACCGCAAGAUCGCCCAUGA
Molecule: messenger RNA, 1125 nt
Organism: Raphanus sativus (radish)
Lineage: Eukaryota; Viridiplantae; Streptophyta; Magnoliopsida; Brassicales; Brassicaceae
Exons: 1
Coding region: 1-1125 (374 amino acids)
Source: RefSeq, a predicted model, not a curated record